CGCCCCCUCUCCUCCGCACGUCCGACCGUCUUCAGUCGCACUGGAGCGCCGAGCGCCGGACUCAGACUCACGCAGCGCGCAGUCAUGGCAGAAAACGCCGGCUUGGAGAACCAUCGUAUCAAGAGCUUUAAAAACAAGGGACGAGAUGUCGAGACCAUGAGAAGACAUCGGAAUGAAGUAACAGUGGAGCUGAGAAAGAACAAAAGAGAUGAACACCUAUUGAAGAAGCGAAAUGUACCGCAGGAAGAGAGCCUGGAAGACUCAGAUGUAGAUGCUGAUUUCAAAGGGCAAAAUGUAACACUAGAUGCCAUCUUACAGAACGCCACAAGUGACAACGCAGUAGUACAGCUCAGUGCUGUUCAGGCAGCCAGGAAACUGCUUUCCAGUGACAGAAAUCCUCCCAUUGACGACCUGAUCAAAUCAGGAAUACUGCCCAUCCUCGUGAAAUGCCUGGAGAGGGAUGACAAUCCUUCCUUGCAGUUUGAAGCUGCGUGGGCGCUGACCAACAUUGCAUCGGGGACGUCCGCACAGACUCAGGCUGUAGUCAAAUCCAAUGCUGUACCCCUGUUCCUGCGACUACUCCACUCUCCGCACCAGAACGUUUGUGAACAAGCCGUGUGGGCAUUAGGCAACAUCAUUGGGGAUGGGCCACAGUGCCGAGACUACGUCAUCUCCCUGGGUGUGGUCAAGCCUCUUCUGUCCUUCAUCAGCCCUUCCAUCCCCAUCACCUUCCUGCGUAAUGUCACCUGGGUCAUCGUUAACCUGUGCAGGAACAAGGACCCUCCUCCACCUAUGGAAACAGUGCAGGAGAUCUUGCCAGCUCUGUGUGUGUUGAUAUACCACACCGAUAUCAAUAUCCUGGUAGACACGGUAUGGGCCCUGUCCUACCUGACAGAUGGGGGUAACGAACAGAUCCAGAUGGUCAUUGAUUCAGGCGUGGUUCCUUUCCUUGUGCCACUACUCAGUCACCAAGAGGUCAAAGUUCAAACAGCUGCUCUUAGGGCAGUUGGCAACAUUGUGACAGGGACUGAUGAGCAGACGCAAGUGGUGCUGAACUGUGAUGUCCUGUCCCACUUCCCCAACCUGCUCACACACCCUAAGGAAAAGAUAAACAAAGAGGCGGUUUGGUUUUUGUCCAACAUCACCGCAGGCAACCAGCAACAGGUUCAGGCUGUGAUUGAUGCAGGUCUCAUCCCCAUGAUCAUCCACCAGCUGGCCAAGGGUGACUUUGGCACACAGAAAGAAGCUGCUUGGGCAAUUAGCAACCUGACAAUAAGUGGAAGAAAAGAUCAGGUGGAGUACCUGGUGCAGCAGAAUGUGAUCCCACCCUUCUGUAACCUCCUCUCAGUGAAGGACUCUCAGGUCGUCCAGGUAGUUCUCGAUGGGCUUAAGAAUAUCCUGAUUAUGGCAGGAGAAGAGGCCAGCACCAUUGCUGAGAUCAUUGAAGAGUGUGGAGGCUUGGAGAAAAUUGAAAGUCUACAGCAGCAUGAGAAUGAGGACAUCUAUAAAUUAGCGUUUGAAAUCAUUGACCAAUACUUUUCAGGGGAUGAUAUUGAUGAGGAUCCCAGUCUGAUCCCUGAAGCUACUCAAGGUGGAACCUUCAACUUUGACCCUGCCUCCAGCCUGCAGACAAAGAAGUUCAAGUUCUAGAGCAAAACUGGUCUGCCAGCUGCACAGCUCCUCCCGUCACCUUCAGAACAUCACAAGACUCACUAACCCAACACCGCACUCACCACAGUCACCGCCAUGCACUGAAGGAAUAGAAACUUUCAGGCAUUCUGCCAAUGAUAGGCAUCAACGUUACGGAAUCCAAACAGCUUAAAAAAAAAAAAAAAAAAAAAAAACUCUGCAGUUGCCAAAUGUUUUUCUCACAUACACACAGACUAAAGGAGUACGUGCGCAUGAACAUACAAAAUCACCAUAUCGGUAAAGGAAAGAAAAGCCUGAAGUUGAUGGUUAUUUUUUCCUUUUCUUGCCUUUCCUUCUCUGGAGUCACAUCCAUGUAACUCAAGUGAUCACUGAGUGCACGAGCCACCCUGAUUGAAGUUCCGCCUCCAAGCCGUCACCACAGAGUGUCAGCCACCCUGCAGAGAGGGGCGUGGCCACCCAGGUGGCCUGGCAGCUGUCACCACUUUUCUUAAAUUGGUCUUCUUUUGAAUCAUUGUGGAAGAAUGCCUUUUUGUAUGGGAAACAAUGUAUCAAGUUACAAACAAAAAUACAAUUAGUGAUGACAUUAAAUUUUACUCAAAUUCUGGAAGAUGUGAAGGAGGAGAAAAACUUUGUAGCAUUAAUCUCUGUAGGACUACAAACCAGGAGAUUGAAAGGAAGCAAAAAAGAAAUCAUUGUGUGAAACGUAGAAAACUCUGCUGGAGCUUCAGCUUGAUGGAUGGAGUUUUUUUUCCCUCCUUUUGAAAGACUGAAGUCAUGCUGCACUACUGAUGUGGCAUCCUGUGUCCCUGUUCACCGCUUGCUGGAUAGGAGAGCCGGCCCUCCUCUCCCCCAUCCCUGCCCCUGGAGGCUCAUAAUAGAGUCCUGCUCUGAACAUCCCUCUGAGCAGUCAUCCUCGUUCCUCUCCUCGGGGCACAGUCUUGGCAUCCAACCCUGUUACUGCUAACCUUUCUUUGGCCUCUUUUGUUUUUUGCCCUUUUUUGUUUUAAUUCCCUUUUUAGAAUGAUGUAUUUUAGGUUAAACUUUAACAGUGAUUGGAUAUCUUUUGAUUUAAUCUGUGGAAAUGCCAGGUCUUCAUCCUCCCCCCUCCCGGUCUUGUGCACAGUUAUAUUCAAAUGCUUGCUUUUCUGUCGAAGGCAGGAUAUUUAAAGACUCAAUGAAAUCCAUGACCCAUGACUUUGAAUAUCGCAAUAUAUUUUUUGCUCCGUUAAUGUUUUUUCUUUGACGGUUACCUGCUAAAGACCUAAUUGUACAAAUUAUAUCUUUUGAACUUUGUCAUGUAUAAUAUAGCACCUGUAUAAAUCUGUUGCAGCUGCUAGCCAUUCACUGGGACACUGCAGAUCAAUGCCAUUGUAUUUACUGUCGAAAACCUAGCAAGGAGUUUGCCUCCUGUUGUGCGUAUCGCAAUGACGCAUGGCGCCGUUGUUGGAAAUGGGUUUUCUUGCUGUUGUGACUGGACAUUUUAUCUUCGUCUCCCUGUGCAUUGAAUUGUAAAGGGAUUAGGAAAUUGCUUUUGGACUAAUGUAGUUGCGUCUGGGCUGCUAACUACUGAAAAGAUGUGUGGAAUUGGAGCAAGCAGCCAGAGCUUUCUGGACUAGCAAAGUCAUAACUGAACAAACCUUAGCAGGUGUACAGUCAUGAGCUAGACACGUCUAGACACUUACAGAGCCACUUUAAAGAUUGCAAUUUUUUGUCUUGUAUCGGAAAGUGAUACAAGCUUACGUUCGUUGCAAGAUUUUUACUUGCUGAAGAAAAUUUGUUUUAAAUAGGAAAAAAGCUACAGCAUUUUGGCCUCUGAUUGUUUAUAUCUUUUUAUAAAUUUUAGAUCAAAUUUCUCUUUAAGGUGGCUCGCUGUUCCUUUCAACUCUUGUGCAUAUUAAAGAUAAGAAUGAGUUGAAAUU
Molecule: messenger RNA, 3569 nt
Organism: Scleropages formosus (Asian bonytongue)
Lineage: Eukaryota; Metazoa; Chordata; Actinopteri; Osteoglossiformes; Osteoglossidae
Product: importin subunit alpha-4
Exons: 17
Coding region: 85-1650 (521 amino acids)
Biological process (GO): protein import into nucleus
Cellular component (GO): cytoplasm
Molecular function (GO): protein binding; nuclear import signal receptor activity
Source: RefSeq, a predicted model, not a curated record